CCUUUAUCAGUCACAAUAAUCACAGAGCUCAAACCCUCGAGUUCAUGGUUCUCUGUGUAAACUCAUACCAGCCAUGGAACUCAACCCUCCCAACUCUCAUUCUCCUCCCAAAAUGCAAAACAUUAAACGACGUAAAUCAAAUCCAUGCCAGACUUAUCACAACUGGGUUUAUCAAAAACACUUCUCUCACCACCAAGCUCAUCCUCAAUUUCAUUUCUUCACCUCAGCAACAUCUCAUUGAAUUCGCUCGCUACAUCUUCUUUACGCGGCACGGUUUUCGGAUUCGUCGGGAACAAGAGGACCCUUUUCUUUGGAAUGCUCUUAUAAAGUCGUAUUCCCAUGGGUGUGAACCAAAACGAGCUUUGGCUUUGUUUUGUUUGAUGCUUGAGAAUGGGAUUUGUGUGGACAAGUUUACUUUCUCUUUGGUAUUGAAAGCGUGUUCCCGGGUGGGUUUGGUGAAGGAAGGAAUGCAGGUUCAUGGGCUGUUGAAGAAAAUGGAAAUUGGCUUGGAUGUGUUUUUGCAGAAUUGUGUGAUUACCUGGUAUUUGAGAUGUGGGUUUGUUGAAUUUGCUAGGCAAGUGUUCGAUAGAAUGCCAAAGCGGGACGCGGUUUCGUAUAAUGCGAUGAUUGAUGGGUAUGUUAAGUGUGGGAUGAUUCAAUCCGCACGCCAUUUGUUUGAUUGUAUGCCAAUGGAAGAGAGGAAUUUGAUUUCUUGGAAUUCGUUGAUUAAUGGGUAUGCGCAAUCUAACGAUGGGCUUAAUGUUGCAUGGGAUUUGUUUGCCAAAUUGCCUGCUAGAGACUUGGUCUCUUGGAACACAAUGAUUGAUGGGUGUGUAAAGCAUGGCAAAAUGGAAGAUGCCUAUCAUUUGUUUAAUCAGAUGCCGAAACAGGAUGUGGUUAGUUGGGCAAAUAUGAUAUAUGGGUAUGCAAAAGUAGGUAGUAUUGAUGUAGCUAGGAGUUUAUUUGAUGGAAUGCCAGAAAGAGAUGUUGUUGCUUAUAAUGCUUUGAUGGCCGGCUAUGUUCAAAAUGGCUAUUGCAUGGAAGCUGUACAAAUUUUUCACGAUAUGAAAAGUAAGAGUGAAAUGUCACCUGAUAAUGCCACAUUGUUGAUUGUUCUUUCUGCAAUUGCCCAAUUAGGACACAUUGAAAGAGGUAUUUCUGUACAUCACUAUCUAGAGGCAAAUGGGUUCUCUUUGAGUGGAAAGCUUGGCGUUGCCCUCAUUGAUAUGUAUUCUAAAUGUGGCAGCAUAGGGAAUGCUAUGUCAGUCUUUGAGGAUGUUGAAGAAAAAAGCGUUGAUCACUGGAAUGCUAUGAUUGGUGGAUUGGCCAUUCAUGGCUUGGGUGAAUUGGCUUUUGAUUUGCUCAUCGAGAUGGAGAAGCUUUGUGUAAAACCUGAUGAUAUUACAUUCAUUGGAGUGUUAAAUGCUUGUGGCCAUGCUGGCUUGGUGAAGGAAGGUCUGAUGUGUUUUGAGCUUAUGAGAAGAGUUCACAAGGUGGAACCAAAAUUGCAACACUAUGGAUGCAUGGUUGACAUUUUUGGCCGCGCUGGGCAUAUAGAAGAAGCCAGGAAAUUAAUAGAGGAAAUGCCCAUCGAGCCAAAUGAUGUGAUUUGGAGGACUUUGCUUAGUGCUUGUAAAAAUCAGGAGAACUUCAAUAUUGGAAAGCCCGUAGCUGACCAUCUAAUCAGGUUGGAUUCUUGUAAUCCAAGUUCUUAUGUGCUUCUGUCUAACAUGUAUGCUGCUCGAGGUAUGUGGAACGAUGUUAGUAGAGUUAGGAUGAUGCUGAAAGAAAAAAACCUAAAGAAAAAUCCUGGUUGCAGUUGGAUUGAACUCGAGGGAACUGUCCAUGAGUUUUUUGUUCAAGAUAAGUCCCACCCUCAAGUUACAGAGAUCUAUUCAAUGUUAAAUAGUUUGUGGAUUCCCAAUUCAGAGCCUACCUAUUGUACAAGUAAAUUGUUGAAUGCAACUCUGUAAAAAGACACCCUCAUCUUUACCAAAAGUCUCUGUAAACAUUAUUGAUUUGCUGAAGACUCUACUCUUUGCAGCAUCUUGAAAGCCGAAUGUAAAUAUCUAAUGAAACUUAAACGUCUAUUCCCUUUUGGAGGAAUUUGAGCUCCGCUUUAGACAGCAACGGUUCAAUCAGUUUAUAAUACUUAUUUGUUUUGAGACCAAAAAACAAUAUCGAGUUGUAAAUCAUUUAAAGUAUGCUUCUCCGUGUCGAAAGAAAGUUAGUUGUCAUUAUUUCUCUUAAUCUUUUGAGCCAUGGCCGAGGAGGCAUCUCACCAGAUCUGGUUAGGUGUUUAGAUCUAAUUUUGAAAAAAAUUUGAUCUAGCAUUCCCUGCCAGCUCAGCUCCUCAAUGUACUCAUCUACUGUGCUCACCGGCUUUCCCGCUUCCAGCUGCCGUCAUCCCCGUUUGUUCAUGUCGUUCACGCUCCAGCACGUGGGUCUUACGCUCUGGUGCAUGGACCUCACGUGCCAGUCAGCCUCCUCCGCCAGCCGCUUCGGCUCAUUCCAGUCAGCCUCCUCCUCCAGCUCAUUCUGCUUCAGCAACAGGUCUUGCAGUUGGGUGUUUUGUCGUAUUAUGUUAUUGCUUUAUUUUAUUUGUUGUUUUGUGUAGGCUUUAGAUUUAGUCUCUAUGCUCUUGUCAUCUUGUGUUGUAUUGUUUUUGGCUCAGUUUCAGUUACCUUUACUGCAUGCUUCGUUGCAGUGCUUUGUUGUUGAGGUUGUGAGAGGUCUUUCAGUCGCAGUUAUGGUUGUUAGAAUUUUUAAUGGUAAUUUUCAUGCUGCCACCACAUGUCUCUCGUCUUCAGCCGCCAUCGAUGAAACCCUUACUGUGCUCGCAUUGCAAGCC
Molecule: messenger RNA, 2851 nt
Organism: Alnus glutinosa
Lineage: Eukaryota; Viridiplantae; Streptophyta; Magnoliopsida; Fagales; Betulaceae
Product: pentatricopeptide repeat-containing protein At2g45350, chloroplastic
Exons: 1
Coding region: 45-1973 (642 amino acids)
Biological process (GO): RNA modification
Molecular function (GO): protein binding; RNA binding
Source: RefSeq, a predicted model, not a curated record